AGGCGAACGGCCAUUUUCUUGGCCGGGGAGCUGGAGCCGGAGAGGGAUCGGGCUUCGAAGGGCAGUGCUGCCACUCCAGCUCAACACGUAGACCCUCUCCGACUGGGUGUUUUUUAAGAAAAAAUAAACAUAAAAUUUGUUUUUAAGUAGAAGUAGGGGGGGGACGGGGCAAUCUUCUUUGCGGGUUUUCUGUCUCUGUGUGUGUGUGUGUGAAUCGGUCGUCCCGCUGCGAGCCGGCGGCGAGCGCGUCGUUGAGCGAUGGACGAGAAGGCGUUCACCAAGGAGCUGGACCAGUGGAUCGAGCAGCUGAACGACUGCAAGCAGCUGACCGAGAGCCAAGUGAAGACGCUGUGCGAGAAGGCUAAAGAAAUUUUGACAAAAGAAUCAAAUGUGCAGGAGGUCCGAUGUCCUGUUACCGUCUGCGGCGAUGUCCAUGGGCAAUUUCAUGACCUCAUGGAACUUUUUAGAAUUGGAGGCAAAUCACCAGACACAAACUAUCUUUUUAUGGGAGAUUAUGUUGACCGAGGUUAUUAUUCAGUUGAAACAGUCACACUCCUUGUAGCUCUUAAGGUACGUUAUCGUGAACGUAUCACAAUACUUCGAGGGAAUCACGAGAGCAGACAAAUCACACAAGUGUAUGGCUUCUAUGAUGAAUGUUUAAGAAAAUAUGGAAAUGCCAAUGUGUGGAAAUAUUUUACAGAUCUCUUUGAUUAUCUUCCGCUCACUGCCUUGGUAGAUGGCCAGAUCUUCUGUCUCCAUGGAGGUCUUUCUCCUUCCAUAGAUACACUGGAUCACAUCCGAGCACUUGAUCGCCUUCAGGAGGUUCCACAUGAGGGUCCAAUGUGUGACUUGUUAUGGUCAGAUCCAGAUGACCGUGGAGGCUGGGGUAUAUCCCCCAGAGGUGCUGGUUACACCUUUGGUCAGGAUAUUUCUGAGACUUUUAACCAUGCAAAUGGCCUUACUUUGGUCUCGCGAGCACAUCAGCUGGUUAUGGAGGGUUACAACUGGUGCCAUGAUCGCAACGUAGUGACCAUUUUCAGUGCUCCAAACUACUGUUAUCGUUGUGGUAAUCAAGCUGCAAUAAUGGAACUUGAUGACACCCUUAAAUAUUCUUUCCUGCAGUUUGAUCCAGCACCUCGCAGAGGUGAACCACAUGUUACUCGUCGCACCCCAGAUUACUUCCUGUAAAAUCUUAUGUACAGUAUUGCCAUGAAUUAAAAGUUGGCCUGACAAUUGGAAGAGCAACAGUAACUUCAAAUUACAAGCGAGGAUCUCAAACAUUCAGAACCCUUCUGUCGUCACGGACCAAAAGACGUGCCAUAAUAAAUACAAACCUCAGUCUGCAAACAUCACAUUGUUCUACUUGAGCACCUGUUCAUCAAUGCAUGCUGAUGUGUGAAAAUUAUGGGUUGAGAACCGUGGUUUGAGCCUAGUUUGUAGUUACUUUUGCUUUUUCAGAGAUUGCAGAGAUAAAGAUGUAAACAUUAAAACCUGCACCUCGUGAUAAUUCAUUUAGCUAUAGCAUACCAAGCAUGACUUGUAGAUAAACGAUAGCAGUAAACAAUCAAUGGAGCUUAAAAGAACAUUUUAAAAUACAACGGCCUCUAUUUGUGUGAGUACUGAAAUUUUGUUUCAGGGAAUACUGAUUAAUUUAAUUUGUCUCUACUGUUUCCCAUGUAUUUUUCAUAAUGUCUAAAUCAAAUAAGUUGUAUGGAACAAAACUUUCCUUUUAAAGAAUCGUGGCAGAUGUCUGCUAUGUUGUUUUCCAUAAAAUUAUGAACCAAGAAUUGAAAUACUUCAUAUUUUAAAUGUAUCGGGAUGGAAGACAUAAUGAUGCCUUUAUGUAAAAUGGUUACACUAACAUUUGAGUUGUGUAUCAAAGGCUCCAGGUUAAAAUAAUAAAGACUGAAAUUACUCGUACAGGAUAUGUUUUUGCAUUUAAGAGGAGCCAAAUGGCCAAUUUGCAUCUCUUCAGUUUCCCAAUAAAAUGUGAUUAGAAAUGAGGAAAAUGCAUAACAUGGCAUAAAAGUAUCCAGCAUAAAGUUACAUAAAUUCACUGCUCAUUGACUACUAUAAUUGCUCUUGCAUGUGUUGUAAUUAGUUUUGAAGCACCAAGACCGUAGUCAGUAUUAUAUAGUUCUUCAUGGUUUUCUAAAACCAGUCCUUCAGUUUUCCUGGCAGUAAUUUAUAAAAGUUAUUGUCCUGUCUUUCAAGACAACAAUAGUCACUUAUUUAAAUUUAGCUAAAUCCUGCACCAUCCAAUUUCAACAAAAUGCGUAAUCUAACUUCAAUUAAAAUGUUUGUCUCUGUUUUUGUAGCUAUGCUGUGUUUGGGUUUAGUUCUUCUGGACCCAUUUGUUCUGCUUGAUAAUCCAGUUGUUGGGACCAUUGAGGUGCCAUAUUGGUUUGGUACUGUCUUGCGAUUUUAUAAAUGGCUGCCAUAAUAUUUGAUUCAAUGUGUGUCUUGAUCAUUUUAUGGACAUGGGUGCUCUUGUGUGUGAGAAUUCUGGCUUUAUUUAAAAAAAAAGGGAGAGCCAGAAGAGGAAGAAAGUAUACAUGGAAGGGUUUAAUGAAGAGGAAUGGGUGAGGGUUUUUGUGGGGCACUUGUUGGUCUUGGCUUAAUUUCUGAGCUGUAAAUAUCUGGUUUAUGAAGUCAAAAUCGAAGCAAUGACCUAGUUCUCUUGCAAUGUGGAAAAGUUGGAAUCAACCGAUUCACACAAAGUGCUUGUUUGUUUACAGAUAUCUGUAAUCACUUAUUAAAAUAGUUUAGUUCCAUAUUAAUGCAUGAAGAAAAUGAGUUUCUGAGGAUUCUGUUUCAUCAAUUAGUCUAAGAAUAGCACGGAGAAGAAAAAAAAUUGCAAGAGAGAAUUGCAUGAUUCAAUAAGGUUGCUGGUAUAGCCACAUAAACUUGAAGAAUCCGCAGUGAAAUAUUUGUCCUGUCUUGGUGUCCUAUAAAGUUCAGGUCCUUGAUUUAUUUGUUUUAUUGCUUAUCUAUACUUUAUAUAAAUGACAACAGAACUAUUGAAAACUUUCAUGUUCUGAAGGCACAAAAUUGUACCAGACCAAUAUGUUGAAUUUUAACCUCAUUCUCUCCAGGGUAAACAUGCAAGUGAUGUUUUAUCCACAUUAUCGCAUUGCAGAUGAGGGAACAGUUUGAACAUUCUGUGAAUACAGGAAUUGCAUAUCCACUCUUGCUCUUCAUGGGGAGCAGCAUUUACCUAUAUUGGAAACGAGAUAAUUUGAGAUGUGCAAAACCAGAACUCUGAGGGUGAACACUGGACAGAAACUAUUGGGUCCCCGGGGUGGACUUGGAGAGUUACGAACCACCUAUGCUCUGUGCAUUGUAUCCUAGAAUUAUGAACUUUGUUAACAUUAACUUUCUUAUGCAACUCUGGACAUGGCUGGUUUAGUUACUGUCACUGGUUGAAUGUAAACUGAAACCAUCCUUGUCUUUGAUCAGGCCAUUUGAUUGGUACAUUCUUCAGUUCUUGUAAGUGAAUGAUGUGCCUCUAAACUUGUGUUCUGGUAGCUUAGCCAACUCCAAUAGAGAUACAUUCCAGUUAUAAUGUAUUUAUGUAUUAAAUUUAUUGUCUCCAUGUAAUCUUUAUUAUAAAGAUGAAUUCAUAUAUAAUACCUUUUUACUUGGAGUUGUGCAUUGUCAUUAUAACAAAUUUUCAUAAGCUUUACCAGAAUGGCAAGUGUAAGUUAGUUGCUUUUCAAUAUGGUGGCCAUCCCUUUUACAGCAUUUGAUAGUGAUAAUUUACAGUUCAUUUUUUGUGGGACUAUAUAUCUGAAAUUUGUUGAACCAAUAAAAAUAGACUAAAGUU
Molecule: messenger RNA, 3826 nt
Organism: Pristis pectinata (smalltooth sawfish)
Lineage: Eukaryota; Metazoa; Chordata; Chondrichthyes; Rhinopristiformes; Pristidae
Product: serine/threonine-protein phosphatase 2A catalytic subunit alpha isoform
Exons: 7
Coding region: 259-1188 (309 amino acids)
Biological process (GO): peptidyl-serine dephosphorylation; mitotic cell cycle
Cellular component (GO): cytosol
Molecular function (GO): protein serine/threonine phosphatase activity
Source: RefSeq, a predicted model, not a curated record